Topomyia yanbarensis is the source of this 1503-nucleotide messenger RNA. Its product is annotated as phenoloxidase-activating factor 2-like. The transcript has 5 exons. Gene Ontology annotation, biological process: proteolysis. The record is from RefSeq and is a predicted model, not a curated record. The coding region runs from base 151 to 1374 and encodes 407 amino acids. Lineage: Eukaryota; Metazoa; Arthropoda; Insecta; Diptera; Culicidae. Gene Ontology annotation, molecular function: serine-type endopeptidase activity.
GACCAAUAGUUUUCGAUGAUACCUUCUUCUUUCUGGUCAUAGAGCGGUGCGUGCAGGUUCCGUGUGUUUAUUUUGUUCUGGUCCCAUCUUCGAGCUUUCAAUUGACAGGUCGGACCGGUUCUUCGAAGUUUAUUUUACAACGAGCUUGGAAUGAGGCAAACAGUUGCGUUGUUUUUUGCGCUCGUCUUCCUCGCGACGACGGUUACCGCCGACGAUGGCGAUCUGGACGAGCUCAUCAAUAGUCUCUUCACUAAAGCACCCCUCGAUUCAGGUUCAAGUGUGACGAGUACAGCUCCACCACUACCCCCUGCACCAUCUGUAGGCUCAAAGUCGUCCUGUGAACAUGGUCAACGGUGUAUUCAAAAAUACUUGUGCACAAACGCCAGCACGUCCGGAGAAGGUCAAAUUGAUAUUCGAUUCGACGGUGACAAUCCUUGUGUAGAUUACCUUUUACAGUGUUGCUACGAGGAAGAUAUUAUUCAAGAGCCGCCUAUACCACCAACACCAAAACCACCGGUUGAGCCUGUUCUGAUUCAUCCUGGCUGUGGUAAACGCAAUGCGGAUGGAAUUGGGUUCCGUAUAACCGGACAGAAAGACAGCGAGGCAGAGUAUGGCGAGUUCCCGUGGAUGAUGGCGGUGUUACGCCAAGAGAAUGCGCUUGACCAAGUAUUGAAUGUAUACUUGUGUGGAGGAUCUUUGAUUCAUCCUAAAGUUGUUCUUACGGCUGCUCAUUGUUUGCACAACAGAUCACCUACCCAACUGAAAGUCCGUGGUGGAGAAUGGGAUACACAGACGCGCAACGAAAUCUAUCCCCAUCAGGAUCGCUCUGUGAUUGAAGCGAUUACACAUCCAGAUUAUUACAAAGGAGGAUUAUACAAUGACGUCGCUCUCCUGAUUCUGGAUUCUCCGUUUAGCUUAGAUGAAGGUAUUCAGACUGUUUGCCUUCCCCCGCAGGGUGCUAAAUUUGAUCAACAAAGAUGUUUUGCUUCCGGAUGGGGAAAAGAUGUAUUUGGUAAAUCUGGAACUUAUCAGGUCAUUUUAAAAAAGAUUGAUCUACCAGUUGUUACGCACUCGCAGUGCCAGUCGGCAUUGAGAACCACGCGCCUUGGAUCGAAGUUCACUCUACACAAAAGCUUUAUAUGCGCUGGUGGAGAGCAAGGUUACGACACUUGUAAGGGAGACGGUGGAUCGCCGCUGGUCUGUCCUAUUCAAGGCUCUCAUAUGCACUAUUAUCAAGCCGGAAUCGUAGCGUGGGGUAUCGGAUGUGGUGAAAAUCUAAUCCCUGGAGUAUACGCAGACGUCGCAAAUUUCCGAAAUUGGAUCGACCAACAUAUGCAUCAACGCCAGCUUGACAUCAGCAGCUACUCGCCGUAACAUGUCACAUUCCUUUCUCAAUCCUAAGCACUGAUGUUUUCCUAUCAGUGAAACUUCCAUGAAACGACCAUAGCGAAAUGAUCCCUGAUAAUAGGUUAUCAAAAUAAAACAAAAAUAUGAAACAUUUUA